CUCAGAUUUGUAUGAUGUAAGGGACUUUUUAGUAUGCUGGAUAAGCGGCGACUCCAUGCCUCCGGUACGUCGCCUUGCACUCUGAUUUUUGUGGUCGCUUUGGCACUGACUGGAUGCUUCUCCUUCUGGCUUCACAUCGACAAUUCCGGUUCACCGACGCCAUACAGCAGUGGCGUAUCGGCACCGGGAUAUCUAUUAAUCUUACCCGGAAACGUGACACCCUCUCCGCAGCCAUACUUAUUACACGAACUUCCGUUCGGUGACAAAUCAACUCUUAUUGAUAUAAAAGACUUUCGGUUCACGAUCAACAAUAAUCCAUGUAACGGAACACAUCUAUUGUUGUUGAUGUUGGUUCACUCGGCUCCAGAGAAUUUUGUGAAGAGAAAUGUAGUCAGGGAAACCUGGGGCCAGCAAUCGUCAAAUGUGGCGCUCCUCUUCUUCGUUGGCUCAUCUGAUGAAUACCAAACGAUGUUGGAGGAGGAAAAUAGAAAAUACAAAGAUUUGAUACAAGGCAACUUUCUCGAUGCCUACAGAAACAUGACUUAUAAGCAUGUGAUGGCAUUGAAAUGGGCUACGUAUCAUUGUCCAAGUGCCAAAUAUAUAUUAAAAUUAGAUGAUGAUGUUUUUGUUCAUAUACCUGCCAUGUUGGAUUUCUUGACGCGUGAUCUAUCACCAUGGGGAGCCAGGCGAUUGAUCCUUUGCGAUCUCCACCCCACAGGUACCGUGAAGAGAUCUUGGCGAUCUAAGUGGAGAGUCUCCCCUCAAGAAUAUCCUGGUAGACAUUAUCCUGCAUAUUGCGCAGGAUGGGCUAUAUUGUACUCUCCUGAUAGCGUAUUUCUUUUGUAUCGUGAAGCGCAGAAAGAGCCAUACUUCUGGAUAGAUGAUGUUCAUAUUACCGGGACAUUAGCUAGGAAAGUAAAUUUAACUCAAACUUCUCUGCAUUAUUUAAUGCUAACUAAUGAGAACAUGCAAGAUCUUCUAUCUAAUCCCAGUUCUCAUAGAGAGUUUCUAUUCGGACCUCCAAAUCUCACAGAAAACGAAAUAAGAGCCUUACAGAAUCUGGUCAUUAAACCACGGCCUAGCAGUGAAAGCCUAGUAAAUUGAAAUAUUUCGGAUAUCCGAAACAAAUUUAUGCAUCUGUGAUCGUUUUUAUUUUUAAGUCCAUUUUUUAGAUAAAAAAAUUUUAUCGCGAGUUAUAUUUAUUUCUUUUUCUACUUCAAUAAUCUUUAAUAAAAACAAGAUUAAAAAUCAAUCAUCGCAAUAGAAUUCUUUUCAUCUCAAGAAAUAUAAAAAAUCUCGAAGAAAAAAAAUAGGCAGAUGCAUAAAUUCUUUUUAUUUAAUUCAAAAACAUUUUUGUGAUAUUUGAUAUUUUAUGCACUUAUUUCACAUAUUUCAAUUUCAUGCAGAUAUAAUUCUUUUUUGAGGUAAACAUUCAAUUUUUUUUGCACAGUAUUUUUAUAGUAUUAUACUGGAUUGCAAAAGAGAUUUUACCAAUAUCGAAUCGGACAUCUUUUUACGAUAUUAUAUUUUUUUAUCAUAAUAAUUUCUUUUAUAUUGAUAUUAUAAAAAUGAUAUUAUGAUACCAGUGUUGAUAUUGUUUGUAUUCUAUGUAGUACUUACUUUUAUUUUCAUUAUUUUUUUUAAUUAUGGUUUCUAAUGUACUUGAAUAAUAUUUUAAUAGAAUACUUAACAACGUAUCCGAUUUGAAAUAACGCAUCAUAAUUAACGCACAAUAAGUUAUAUUCUUGUGGUGCUGUAAAGAAAAAUUAAUGGAGGAAAGAGAAGAAAAGGAAAGAAA
Messenger RNA from Apis florea (little honeybee), 1798 nucleotides. RefSeq names its product beta-1,3-galactosyltransferase 5. NCBI's taxonomy places the organism in Eukaryota, Metazoa, Arthropoda, Insecta, Hymenoptera, Apidae. Gene Ontology annotation, molecular function: hexosyltransferase activity. Gene Ontology annotation, biological process: protein O-linked glycosylation. Gene Ontology annotation, cellular component: Golgi membrane. The record is from RefSeq and is a predicted model, not a curated record.